Messenger RNA from Ceutorhynchus assimilis (cabbage seed weevil), 1506 nucleotides. NCBI's taxonomy places the organism in Eukaryota, Metazoa, Arthropoda, Insecta, Coleoptera, Curculionidae. The record is from the annotation of a GenBank genome assembly.
GAUUUUCAAACAAAUUUAUGUGCAGGUCUGGAGUAGAAGAAGUACAUUCUGAGAGAGACCAAGUCUUACAAGAAGUAGGUAUAUAAGUGAUAUGUGUAACAACGCCAAAGUAAAGCCACUCAGGAAAUUGAGCAAGGAAAAACAAAUUGCUGAAUUAGGUAAACAGUCAAGAGAUGAGUAUUCCAGAACUCUAAACGCAGAAAAUAUUGAAAUGGAAAACUUGCCCCCAGCUCAAGCUCCAUAUUUUUCUCCAAUAGCCUUAGACCAUGAUUAUCAAGUUUGUUCAAUAAUCGACCUAACCGACGACGAAAUUCAAAUAGCAAAUAAUACUGAGAAUAAUAAUGAGUAUAUAUCCAAUGUAACUGAAACUCUGCCGCCUUCCAAACCCACUAUACUGGCUUUAGAAGCUGAGACUCCAAAAAUCAACUCAGAAAAAAGUGCUUCAAGAAAAAUUUUAGCCCCUAGAAAGAACAGAACUAAUAGUAGUGCUACGUUAAGGAGAAAUGCUUUAGAGUAUUUGGAUAAUAAAGAAUCAAGGGAGGAAAUUUCAAAAACUAGGCAGUUAAAUUUGAAGGAAAAAAAUAAUUAAAUUAUAGAAAACAAGGCUAGUCUUAGAUGAACAACGGCACGAGAUGGACUAUAUAGGAAGAAAAGAAAAAUUGGAAAUGGACAAAACUCGAUUUACACAAGAAAUGUUGGAAAGGAACCAAAAAUCCAAAAUAAUUGAACAGCAACAUCAACUUAUUCGGUCACUGAUGGAAAGAUUGAAGAAGUAUGAAGAAAAAUAAAAUAAUUUUAAUAUUUUUUCCCAUUUGUUUGAUGUAAUUAUUUUUGUCUUAUUUGUUUUUUCUUAUAUUUUGUUGAGUUACGAUAUAGGUGGGUAUACCUAUUAUGAUAUUUUGUACUUCCUUGGUAAGGAGUAACAUCUAUGCCGCGUCGAAAUAAAGAUUAGAUAUUUUCCAAAUUGUCUCGUUUUUCGAAGCUAGAAUUUUUUCACACAUAUGGGGAGGCAUUUUAUUGAGUACAAAAUUUCCGUUUCCAAAUUCGCAAAUGCUGUAUAGUUUGAAUUUGAAACAACCUGUACAUACGUACAUACAUUUACUUACCUGACUGCAAUUUAAAGUUCCUAUCUAGAAUUUGGUGGAGUUUAAUUUUGGGUUAUUAAAUUUUUAAAAAAGUUCAAAAUAUAGGUUUUUAAUUUCACAACCUAGUCAAAUCCCUUGAGUAAAACAUUCCAAAUGGUAUGUACUGCAUAAUAAUUCAUAAUCAAUUCAGAAUUUUUUGAGGGUUACAGUCAUUGGCGUAAUUUAUUGUCGUUCUAAUCUUUCACACUCGUUAUUGUAAUCAUGUCCAUUGUAGAUUGCAUUUGGAGUUGUUACAGCUUCUUCCAGCCGCUGAUAUUGUUCUGUUCAGAUGGUUUUGCCGAGUAAGUUUGAGGUCCAGGGUGACCCCUAUAUACUCAACUUCAUCCGAGAAAGAUAAUUAUUGAGUGUCGUUUAGAGUGGG